CAUAUAUGUACGGAGACUCUUUAUUUUUGCAUGUUCUUUUACUAUCAGUUGACAAUUAAACUUUCUUGAUCUGAGUAGAACUAACUAGAAUUAUGGCUGAACAAGCCAGACCAAAAGGACGUGCUCGUGGAAGAGCAAGAGGCACUGCGUUACUACCCGAAGCGGCUGCUGGGCCCAGAGGCGUGGAAAGAAUGCCCCCACAUCCUCCUGAAGCUGGAGAAGGUGUCCCAGGAUCUGGGCGGGGUAGACAACGUGGGGCUAUGAGGGCAAGAGAACCAGGUCCUCGGGGAGACGUAAUCGCUGAAGCAUCGAGAGGCAUGGGCAGAAUGACCGUGUCUGGAAGGGCACCUGUGAUGUUGCUUGGGCCCAGACGCAACUUUGACCCAUCUCUGUUCGAUCCAGAGACUAAACCAGAGCACAUUACUAACAAGAAAGGGUGCGAUGGCAUGACAGUCGACAUAUUAACGAAUUAUUUCAAACUGAAUGCAUCGAAACAGUGGUGUUUGUAUCAGUACCGUGUGGACUAUGAACCUGACGUUGAUCACAGAGGGGCUCGUAAAGGAAUGCUGCGGGAUCAUCAAGAACUGAUCGGAAAAACUUUCAUAUUUGAUGGAACAAUGUUGUACACUCUACAACGCUUACCUGAAAAGGUGAAUGUUGUGCACUCUCAGCGAAAAUUUGACCAGACAACGGUCAAGUUGACCAUUGCUUUGACCAGUGAGCUGCCUCCUAAUUCACCAAUCUGCAUUCAGCUUUACAACAUCAUAUUCAGGGCAGUUCUUGCUAAGCUUGGCAUGAAACAAGUCGGUCGUCAUUACUAUGACCCAGGUGCUGCCUUUUCAGUUGCAUGUCGUCAAGUGACUUUUGAGCUGUGGCCGGGCUUCAUAACGAGCAUCUUGAAAUACGAGAACAAUGUGAUGUUAUGUGCAGAGGUUUCACAUAAGUUGAUGCGUAAGGACACUGUUCUUGAUGUGAUGAAUGGAUUGCUGAAUGAAUGCAGUAGAAGAGGAAGAAAUUUCCACGAAGAAUGCCAGAAGUUUCUAGUUGGACAAAUUGUUCUCACCAGAUACAACAACAAUACUUAUCGAGUGGAUGGAAUAGAAUGGGAUCUCAAUGUCAGCAUGAAGUUCAAGAAAGGAGAAGAGCAAAUCUCGUACUUGCAAUAUUAUCAGGACCACUACAACAUCAAGGUGAAUGACAAGCAGCAACCACUUCUUCUCUCUCGUCCGAAGAAACGAGAAGCUCGACGUGGUCUUGAAGUGAUUCAUCUCGUACCUGAGCUUUGCACUGUUACCGGACUUACUGAUGAGCUUCGUUCCGACUUUCAUACCAUGAAGGCAUUGGCAGAGCAUACCAAGCAAGGACCGACCAAGAGAGUUCAGGCUCUCUCCAAUUUCAUCAAACGCAUUUCUGGAAACAAGGAAGUAACUGAACAUCUGAAUCGCUGGGGUCUUCGCUUCGACAAUGAUCUAAUUAGCUUGCAAGGAAGAACACUUCCUCCAGAAAAGAUCAUGUUUGGGAAGCAAAAAAUCUGUGAUGGAGGGCCGCAGGCUUCUUGGGACAGCCAGUUUCGCAACUGCAAGCUAUUGAGAACAGUUAACCUGGAAUGUUGGCAUCUUAUUUGUACUGGAAACGAUGAAGGAACGGCAAAUAACCUCGUUCAAAAGAUGAUAAGUGUAUCACAAGCAAUGGACUUCAGGAUGUCGCGUCCCAAAUUUGUGACAAUUCGUAGCGACAGGGUAGAAAUAUUUCGUUCUGCUAUUCAAGAUAUUGCUUCGGAAUCGAAAAACUGCCAGCUGAUUUGUUGUUUACUGCCGAGCAAUCGAAAGGACAGAUACGAUCAAAUUAAGAGACUUUGCUGCGUUGAUUUGCCCGUACCAACCCAGGUUGUUCUUGCCAGGACCUUAUCAAAGCCACAACGUGUGAUGAGUAUUGCUACGAAGAUUGCUAUUCAGAUCAAUUGUAAACUUGGGGGAGAGGCGUGGGCUGUUAAUAUACCGCUUAAAGGUUGCAUGAUAAUCGGAAUCGACACUUAUCAUGAUUCUGCUCAGAAAGGCCAAAGUGUUGGAGGAUUCAUCGCCAGCAUAAAUCCCUCAUUUACAAGAUGGUAUUCCAACACUACUUUUCAACAAACUGGCACCGAAAUGAUUGAUGGACUAAAAAGAUGCUUCAGUGGAGCUUUGAAGAAAUACCAUCGUGACAAUGGACAAUUGCCUGGAAAGAUAUUCGUUUUUCGUGAUGGAGUUGGAGACGGACAAUUGGAAACCGUACGAGAGCACGAGGUGCCACAGAUGUUGCAGUGUUUGGAAUUGCCAGAAACUCCAGAUUAUAAGCCCAAUUUCGCAUACAUUGUGGUAAAGAAGAGAGUGAAUGCACGUUUUUUCACCAAAGGGAGACAAGCUCUCGUCAACCCACCGCCAGGAACGAUUAUUGAUGAUGUCGUAACCAGACCAGAAUGGUAUGAUUUCUUCGUUGUGAGCCAAUCUGUUCGUGAAGGAACUGUGUCACCCACUCAUUACAAUGUGAUAUUUGACAAAUCUGGCCUACAACCAAACCAUAUGCAAAGACUUGCGUAUAAACUGUGCCAUCUUUACUACAACUGGCCGGGUACUGUUCGUGUCCCCGCUCCGUGCCUUUAUGCUCACAAGCUGGCUUUCUUGGUUGGACAAAGCAUUCACAAGCCACCUUCUCCGGCUCUCCAGGACAAAUUAUAUUUCCUUUGAGGAAAUGGUAUACGUUGGUAUAAGUUUCGGUUAAAGCUUUUUUUCUAUCUAUCAUGUACACAGUUUCUUUCAAGUUCAUUCCACAAUUAAUUUCCUUCAGCACGUUAUGAAAAAGGGUGGAUUUGGUGAUCGGGAAGUUUUUUUCUCCGAUGUUAGGUGAAAUUUUUGGAACAAGGAAUAAUUUGGUGAUUUUUGGAUUUAAACUUCUUUUUUCUUUCAGUUUUUAGUGCACUGUUCCUAUCUGACCACUGUUUCUUUCAUAAGUUUUCAAUAAAUUGUAAAAAUGCUCAA
Molecule: messenger RNA, 3014 nt
Organism: Styela clava
Lineage: Eukaryota; Metazoa; Chordata; Ascidiacea; Stolidobranchia; Styelidae
Product: piwi-like protein 1
Molecular function (GO): RNA binding; protein binding
Source: RefSeq, a predicted model, not a curated record